Molecule: messenger RNA, 2198 nt
Organism: Amyelois transitella
Lineage: Eukaryota; Metazoa; Arthropoda; Insecta; Lepidoptera; Pyralidae
Gene: CSP9
Exons: 5
Coding region: 95-1012 (305 amino acids)
Source: RefSeq, a predicted model, not a curated record
GCCGCAACUCGCGCGCGCAAUCAAUGUGACUAUCGACAAACACGCGGGAGUCCAUCCCUAGUUUACGAAUGUUCGAAAUUUAAAACUUAAAAAAAUGCGAUCGAUAUUUUUCUUUUGUGUAUGUGUUUACGUAGUGGUGGGACAAAAUGUGAAUGAUAUGUCGAAUUUGCCUAAAUACGAUGAAAGGUAUGACUAUUUGGAUGUGGACGCUUUGUUUAAUAGCAAAAGGCUAGUUAGGAACUAUGUGGAUUGUCUUAUCAGUGCUUCAAGGUGUACGCCGGAAGGAAAAGCUCUCAAAAGGAUACUACCAGAAGCAUUAAGAACGAAAUGCGUACGAUGCACAGAACGGCAGAAGAAGACAGCAGUUAAAGUGAUAAAACGGCUUAAAUACGAGUACCCAGAGGAAUGGGCCAAGCUGUCCUCCAGGUGGGACCCCACCGGGGACUUCACUAGGUACUUCGAAGAGUUCCUGGCUAAGGAACAUUUCAACACCAUCGACGGGUCUGUGGGCAAUGAGAUCCCUGGGUCGUCGCCAGCGUCUCCGCCGCCACCACCGCCGCCGACGCGAGCUCCAUUUCCACCGCCACCGCCGACGCUCCCACCGCUGCCACCACUGCCUCCGAUGACUAACGCGCCGCCGUCUCCACAGUCCUUCCCGUCGACUUCACCUCGGCCUGUAAUCCUAAACAGAUUUGGUGACGACGGCGAGCUGAUGAUGGGCAGUCCUUCCUCAGCAGCGGGCACCACAAGGCCGACGACCCCGCCCACCGUGAGACCCAUCUCCCCAACUACCAUGAGGCCUGUGAUGCAGCCCAGGCCAACAAUGAUAUGGACGGCAGCCGCCUCCGACUCUAUGCCGACGCGGUUCCCUCUCCGCCCGAACAACGACAUGUCUCCUCCGUUCACCACAGCCAUCACACUCAUUGACCAGAUCGGAUAUAAGAUUAUUAGGACAACUGAACUCGUCACUGAUAUACUGAGGAACACUGUUAGGGCCGUCGUUGGACGGUAGGAGCUGUUUGAAGAGCGUAUUGAUUGAGAGAAAAUACACGUAUAACUAUAAUCACGUCUCUUUUCUGGUAGGCUGAGGAUCUUGCCGACUUCUCUCGCUUCAUCCACACUGAUUCUUCAUUGAGGUCGUCUUUUUAGAACAACCUUGACUUGGCUCUCCUACAAUUAUAAUUCGUUACUUAUCGACAAAAAGGCUUACGGUUAAAGACCACAUCAAAGUCAGUUUAUUCGCUUGCUGAACAAUGUAUUUUUAAGUUAUAAUUCUAUGUGUGUGUGGAUCCUUAAACACACUGGUAGUCAAACUUCGGAAACUUCGGAACUCUGUUCGGAGUCCUAAAUAUCUUUUUUAUUUCAAGGUUUCAAAGGACGAAAAUAUGCCAACAUUCAUAAUACUCGUAGACUCGUACUCUCUAUUAAUACGCUCUACAUAAUAUAUCAAUUGUAGUUUAAAACGCUUUUGCGUUAAGAAUGUGAGAUUAUUUAUCUUGGUAAUAUACCACCGAUUUGUGGGACUCAAAUAAUUCCCAAUUUGAAAGGAAUAAAGAAUUAUGUCUUUCAUUUCAUGGAAACAAUGUUAAACUUGUAUUUACAAAACUUUAUAAGUAAUUAAAACAAUGAUGUUUUACUACUAAGAAAAUAUCAGCUAUGACAUUAUAAGAAAAAUGGAAUGAAAAUCAUGUAUCACUUAAAUUGGUAACUAUAUCACUUGAACUUAAAAAUAUACAUAACUAUAACAUAAAACAUGUGAAUAAAUAAAAUAAAUAAUUAUCGCCCCAUAAAUUUGGUAAAAUAAAACAUAGUUACAUGGAGAGGAUAUUGUAAAAUGUAAUAUUGGUUUCAUUCAAGAAGUAUAAGAACUUCUUGAUUCUAGUAGUCCUUGCCAUGUCGUAUUAAAAUGACCAGUACCUUAGGUACAGUUAGGUCUCUGAUAGUUUUAUAAUAUAAUGUCUUUCUAACUAUGAGAAGUUAACUUAAGAACAACAUUUAAAUGAUAAUUAUUAGAUAUUAUGAAUCUCAAUAUAACUCAUCUUUAUAUGGUAAGAUACUUUAAGAUUUUAUUUAUUUUUUUUAGUUGGUUAAUAAGAUUUUUUAUAUUAAGUGAAUGCCUAUAUUAAGGUAAUAAAAGUUGUUUAAAAAUCUACGUAGAUUCCUAAUGUUUCUCGUUUAGUAGAACUUUUAUAGUUAAG